This is a messenger RNA of Lasiosphaeria miniovina, 480 nucleotides long. RefSeq lists its product as uncharacterized. The record is from RefSeq and is a predicted model, not a curated record. Lineage: Eukaryota; Fungi; Ascomycota; Sordariomycetes; Sordariales; Lasiosphaeriaceae. The annotation marks the transcript as partial. The transcript has 2 exons.
CCCUCUGCCGCGAUGAUAGCUGACGAGGCCAACAACAGCGACUAUGCUCAGGUCUGGGAGGCGGUCUUGCAAUACGUGCGAGAGGGAGGAACAUGUGUGGUUAUGGGUGAUUUCAGCUCUUUCGUUAAACCGUUGCUGAUGAAGCAGUUCUUCGCAAAGGCGGGCUUGUUUUGGAACCAGAGCUCCUACCGCCGGGCAGCGCUCGCGCUCAAGCCAAGCACAAUGGGACCGGACUUGGCCGUGAAACUCCCUUCGUGGUAUGGGCCAAAGGCUGUGAGUGUGCAGAAUAAUGUUGCACAUGGCGAUAUCUGGUACCACGCUGAUGAGAUUUCGGCGGUCAAAGAUCUUGGCCUUGACGAUAUGGGAGAGACACCGGUCGCGUUUGCACGAGUUGGAAAUGGGCGGCUCGGAUACGUUGGUGACGUGAACGCCGAGGAGGAUUCAGACACUAUUAUUCUUGCGAUGUGUGGUGUUUUAUAA